AUGAAUGAUCCUGCUUACAUAGAAAUCUUAAAUACUAAUAAAAAGUUACGCAAAGAAUUGAAAGAUGAAAUAACUGAAAGUAAACUUAAGAAUAAAAUGCUAAAAUUACUUUCUAGAGAGCUAGAAAACUGUUAUAAGAUAUUAUCUCACCAGGAUUCAAUAAUAUUAGCUCAUGAAGAUAAGAUAGCAUCUCUUAAGUCUGAAAUAAAAUCUCUUAAACAGCAUUUUCAUAAAGUAUUACAGGAUUUAAGGCAUAAAGCGAAUUAG
Funneliformis mosseae is the source of this 267-nucleotide messenger RNA. Lineage: Eukaryota; Fungi; Glomeromycota; Glomeromycetes; Glomerales; Glomeraceae. The record is from the annotation of a GenBank genome assembly.